Molecule: messenger RNA, 1743 nt
Organism: Funneliformis geosporum
Lineage: Eukaryota; Fungi; Glomeromycota; Glomeromycetes; Glomerales; Glomeraceae
Source: the annotation of a GenBank genome assembly
AUGUCAGAACUACCAACCUACAGUCAAAACUGGACUUCAACUCAGCGUUUCGAUAUAGCUGCUUUAUGUGUUUACCUAGUAAAUGAUAGUUCAUGGUCAAAUAAUCACGCUGAAGAAGAUUGGAAGCGACGAUUUUUAGCUAGUAUUUUCCGUCACUUUGCCAUCAAUGAAAAAGUAGAACAACAUGUUUUAUUAAAGAUGCCGGAUGACGCGGGAAAUAUUCCAUUGGCAAUCGACUUAUUAUCUUCUUCUUUUAAACAACAAUUAAAUGAUGAAAAACAAAAAGACAUCCGGGAAGAAAUAAUUUCCGACACGCUUUUAAUUUGUCUUGGACUUUCACCAUCCAAUUUGGAAAGUGUUGAAAAGAAGCUAAAAACAAGUAAUCAUAAUUCUGGAGAAAAUCUAAAUUUAAAAGAAAAACUAGAUAGUGCAAUAUCAAGUGCGAUUAGCAAUGAUUCAUCAUCCGAUACUUCGUUGCCACCACCAAUUAUGCCAGCGGAAUAUGAUUCCAGGGCAAGAGCAAUUUUAUUUAAACUCGCCUUUUAUCUAGACAUUUCUCCACCUGCUGUCAAAUCUCUGGAGAAAGCUUUUGCGCAGAAUUUAUAUUUUUUGCAACAACAACAAUUGGAAGCCGAGAAAAAUAAUUCGCAAGAUGAUCAUGAAAUGCAAGGAUUGCGUAAUAGCGCAACCGAAAAUUUAAGUAAACAUGAAAAGCGAAAGAAAGCAUGGCGUUGGAUGGCCACUGGAGUUGGUGUGGUCGUUGGUGCUACAGCAAUUGGAUUAACCGGUGGAAUAGCCGCACCACUCGUAGCGGCUGGUAUAAGUGCAAUAACUGGAGCAAGUAUUAUCGUUACAGCUGCGUCUAGUGUUGUUUUGAUGACCUCUUUAUUUGGAAUAGCGGGAGGUUACAAAAUGCACAAGAGGACUCGGGGUCUUAAAGAAUUUGCUUUUACUAGGAUCACACAAGAUGAUUCUAUCCCUCUCAUACCUUCACUUCAUGUGAAUAUUGUUAUUUCUGGGUAUCUCACGGAAGAAAAUGAAGAAACAAAUACUCCUUGGAUUUCGGUUUAUCAAAAUAGUUUGAAUUUUGGUGAUACAUUCGAAUUAUCUUUUGAUACGGAAAUACUUCGAUCUCUCGGACGUGCUUUUCGAAGAUUUUUAGCAGAAUCCGCUGUUAAGGUGGCAGCGAAUUCGGCCCUUCAACAAACAGUAUUUGCUACCUUAGCAAGUGCUUUGCUAUUACCGGCUGCUUUAAUGAAGGCCGGAGACAUGAUUGAUAAUCCAUGGGCUUUGGGUGCAGAUCGUGCUCAAAAAGCCGGAUUAAUUUUAGCGGAUGUCUUGAUUGAAAGAGUUCAAGGAAAAAGACCAACUGUUUUGGUUGGAUAUUCGCUUGGUGCUUUGGUUAUUUGGCAAUGUUUACUUGAGUUAGCAAAGAAUCAACAAUAUGGAUUAAUUGACACAGUUGUUUUAAUUGGAGCACCUAUUACAUCUACACAAUCUUCCAAAUGGAAAGAUGCUUUAAGUGUUGUUAAUCGUAGAUUUGUUAAUGCUUAUGCAACGAAUGAUAUCGUACUUGGAUUAAUAUAUAGAAUGCAUUCAUUAGAUUUAAAUAUCGCUGGAUUACACGCUGUAAAUUUUAACAGAGUUGAGAAUUAUGAUGUUACUAAAUUUACUUCAGGACAUUUAGGAUAUCGUGAUCCCGAAACUUUAACAAAAAUUCUUAAAGAAAUUGGAUUAGAUUAA